Messenger RNA from Danaus chrysippus (African queen), 414 nucleotides. The record is from the annotation of a GenBank genome assembly. Lineage: Eukaryota; Metazoa; Arthropoda; Insecta; Lepidoptera; Nymphalidae.
AUGGCUAAUUUUAUCAACCAGGAUAGUAAGUUGGACUACCAAUCUGAAAUAGAAGAAAUCUGUUCUUUAGGGGCAAUUGUUUCGAGGGUGGUUAACCAUUUAAUAAUCACAAGAGGAUCUAAGGGUGUUAUGACUAUCAAGCGUCUGAAAAAUGAUCCUAGUAAGUUACAAGUUCGAAGUUAUUCCGGGGAAAUUAUAAAUACUAUUGAAAAUGUUUCUGGAGCUGGUGAUUGUUUUGCAAGCGGAUUUCUACACGGUGUUCUUUUGGGGUUGAAAGAGGAUUCACUUAUUUCUUUUGGAUUUCAAGCAGCUAGAGAUGCCUUACUUAGUAAAGGAACUGUACCUCACAAAUUUGACAUGUCAAAGGACUGUGAAGCCAUUAAAUGCACAGAAACUUGGAUACACAGUUUUUAG